Heterostelium album PN500 is the source of this 390-nucleotide messenger RNA. RefSeq lists its product as uncharacterized. Lineage: Eukaryota; Evosea; Eumycetozoa; Acytosteliales; Acytosteliaceae. Bases 1 to 390 code for a protein of 129 amino acids. The record is from RefSeq and is a predicted model, not a curated record. The transcript has a single exon.
AUGCCAAAGAGUAAUAGACAUUUAUACUUAGGUAUCAAUCAUUUUGAUAAAUAUAUAGAUGAUAGUAAUGUAAGAGUUACUCCUGUAGAAGAUCAAAAUCAAUCAAAUCAUACUGGCAUCGCAACAAUCGAAUAUCAAAACGGAUCAAAUUUAAAUAAUAUCGAUUGGUCUGAAAAUGAUAGCAAUUAUCAAAUAGAAGAAUCUUAUUUCUUUGACAAUUGUGAAGAUAACAAUAGAUUUGAAAUGGAAUAUAUGUUUCAAGAAAAUUCCAAUAGAAGUAGCCCCUUUGGAAUAUCAUCGUUAAGUGGAAAAACAUAUCAAAAGAAUAGUGAAGAAAUCAAAUAUGAACUGCACAGUGAUCUGAAAGGACCGAAUGCUAAGUUCUAUUAG